UGUGCAGCUGCUGGAUCCUGCUGUGCUGUGCUGUGCUAUGCUGUGCUGUGCUGAUCAGAUCACGCUAACGUCUCCUGCUCUGGUUUUCCGAGGUGAGUUCCAGUUGGGAAAGUGCUGAAGGGCCACUCACCACCAACUUUUGGUCGGGCAAGUUGACUCCGAGCAGAUGCAACAUAGCGCUGUGUGUUUGAAUGUCGUGCGGAAGGAGUGGGAGGAUCAGAUCGCCAUCCCGAAACUGCUUUUUUCUUUCAUAGAGAAAUCCGCACAUCUGCGCACCUAUCACGUCACCGAAGUGGCUUCUAAGCGUCGCAUACGAAAUGGGAAAUCAUCAGGGGGAGUGUGGGGGCAGCACACAAAAAAAACUAGUCUGGCUACUAUUCCUCGCGGGGUCGGCGCGUCCUCUGGAGGAUCGCCAUGAUCUGUUCCUCCUCCUCCGAAGCCUUUCUCUUGGAUGCCUUUUGGGUGCUGUCUUGGACGCUAUCGAGAGUGCAGUUGUCGAUGCUGCUACUGCUACUGCUGGUUCCCUCAAAAGCUUGGUGGUCCUUUUCCUCAGCGCCCCCGGUGGUCUCCGUCUUCAUCCACGGAUAAUUUCCCUCCUCGUCUACCGGCUGCAGGUACAAAGGCCGCUGUUGGUGGAGCAGAUGUCCUUAGACGGCAUUCACCAUGUUGUGGGCCGCCAUCUCAUCCCUGUGGAAUGGAGUUCCACAGUCCUCGCAGAAGAGCCUUCGGAUAGACACCUGGGAAACAAAUGUGUGACAACGGGGGCAUUUCUUGGAGCUGUAAUAUUCAUUAACACCAGAACGAUGUAACUAAGCGACCUGGCCUAAAGAGCGAUGGCGGUGAAAUGUGUGAAAGUCAAUAAAUGAACUAUCUGUCGUAGGGACAAGAAAUCGCCAGAGGAG
Messenger RNA from Gamsiella multidivaricata, 902 nucleotides. RefSeq lists its product as uncharacterized. Lineage: Eukaryota; Fungi; Mortierellomycota; Mortierellomycetes; Mortierellales; Mortierellaceae. The record is from RefSeq and is a predicted model, not a curated record. The transcript has a single exon. Bases 318 to 809 code for a protein of 163 amino acids.